GUUACCUUGUUUCCCUUCUAAUGGAGAAGCUAGGAGAAGUGCCUUAAAAAACAAAACUUUAUUCAUAAAAAAAAACAUUUAUUUAAAAGUUAAACGAGCACUGGAUGUUAAUCUACACAGAUUUCUGAAAAGCGUUUUUUGGAGAGCUAAAAUCUGCCACUGAAAGAAGAUAAGGGGUAGAGGAAGGCGUCCUUGCGGAAGACCUUGACUAUUUCAGGCCUUUCAGUGCUGGUAGCCUGCAGCACUCGCUGUUUCUUCAACAGGAUUUGGCCCAGUGCACUCAUUUGUCUAUAGAGCAAGAGAUCAAGCCUCGCAUCAAGUUCCACAGGCCGUGACUCAGACCCUGGAACGCUGGGGCUGUUUGAAAAUAAAGAAGGGACAAAAAGCAUCUGUUGGAAAUGUUCACUGUGAUGCAGAUCCAAACCCUCCUCUUCCUCCUCCUCCUCUUUUUCCUCGGCCUGAGCCACAGCGAACGCACAGUGGCAGAGGAGCUGGGGAGCCAUCAGCUGCAGCGGCUGGUGGAUCUGCUGACGGUGCACGAGUGUGAGGAGCUCUUCCUGGCCCUAACCAAUCCCGAGGAGAAGGUUUUUAAACAGCUGGAGCGCCUGUCUUCAGAGAAGAACCCGCUGAGACCACACCCCCGCACACCACGAGACAUAGAUAAGGAAACCCACUGCCAUCCAGCUCUAACAGACUGGCUCCGGAUUCAUGGAGAGCAGACGUAUUACGACAGACUGUCUCUUGCUCUGCAACAGAUCGGAAGGACUGACAUUGCCAUAGAGGUGGGUAAGAAUCUUAACCAGGACAAGACGCUGGGGCUGCAGCGCUAUGUGGAGGAAUACCAUGAGCAGGUCAAUAAAAUGACAUCACAGUUCAUCCUGCCCCAAUCAGAGGCGGACCAUCAUGAAGAAACACCAGAUGUUUCUGCAAGACAAGUGAGGAGCUUGUCUUGGAAAGAUUUGGACUUGGUUGUGGAGAGGCAGCUAGUGCCACCCUAUCGGCGUCAGUUUCUGGACGGGGCGUGGCCUCUUCUCUACGGCCUUAUCUUUGGAUUCGUUGCAGCUUUAGGGGUUGGUUUGCCUGUAAUGCUCUUUACCAUGCGGAUAUGCCUUGGGUCCCAAACCAAAACCCAGCAUUAGGGACACCAUACACACCAUCACUCCUUUGAGAUUUUGAUGACUUGUUAGACUUGUUUGUUUUAAGCUAAACAACUGUGAUUUUUUCAGACUAGGUUUAAUAUUAAACAAUGAUCUGCCUUAA
This is a messenger RNA of Astyanax mexicanus (Mexican tetra), 1260 nucleotides long. Its product is annotated as transmembrane and death domain protein 1-like. NCBI's taxonomy places the organism in Eukaryota, Metazoa, Chordata, Actinopteri, Characiformes, Acestrorhamphidae. The record is from RefSeq and is a predicted model, not a curated record. The coding region runs from base 399 to 1139 and encodes 246 amino acids. The transcript has 6 exons.